Cylicocyclus nassatus is the source of this 5649-nucleotide messenger RNA. The record is from the annotation of a GenBank genome assembly. NCBI's taxonomy places the organism in Eukaryota, Metazoa, Nematoda, Chromadorea, Rhabditida, Strongylidae.
AUGGAUGACUACAGAAGAACUAUCAGAAUCAAAGAAGGCACAAUCACAGCAGGAUUCCCCUUCAAUGAAAACGUUGGCAAACUCAAGGACAACUUCAACAUUGCCUUUCGCCGGCUGCAGGCUCUCCUUCGGACACUACGAAGCGACGACAAAAAGCUUCAGCUCUACAACAGCACCAUUGAAGACUACAUCAAGGAAGGAAUCAUCGAGGAAUGUACUCUACAACCAGCAGGAGUAACAUCCUUCUACCUUCCAUAUCGACACGUAUGGACACCUGGAAAGACAACCGAACUUCGGAUUGUCUUCGAUGCUUCAUCCCACGGAAGAAACGAGCUCAGCCUCAACGACGUCGUCUUUGAGGGACAUGCUCUCACGCCUCUCAUCCAUGAAAUUUUACUGCUCUUUCGGACAUACAAACAUACAAUGGUAGCGGACAUCCAAAAGGCUUUUCUACAAAUACGCCUUCCCGAAAACCAUCGAGAUGCAACAAGAUUUCUGUGGAUAAAGGACCUGAAUAUGCCGGCCGAAGGCAAUAACGUCAAAUACUACCGCUUCUGCCGGGUUCCCUUUGGAAUUAAUGCAAGCCCAGCUAUAUUGAAUCAGUCCAUACUCAAGCACAUUGAAGAGCAGGAUACUCCGAUUACGAAGGAACUAUCUAAGUCUCUCUACGUUGACAAUGUGUUGUUAGAAGGCAACAACCCGCAAGAGCUUAUAGAGAAAUACAUUGCUUCAAAAGAGCUCUUCUCUUCUAUCGGAAUGAGCCUCCGCGACUACUUGUCAGAUUCUGCCGAAGUAAACGCACAAAUCAAGGAUUUGGAUAGAGCAAAAAGCUGCGAACUCAAAGUGCUCGGAAUUAAGUGGAAAGCUGACGAUGACACCUUAAUCAUGAAAUGUGCAGACAAAGGACAAAUCAAGGUCACUAAAAGAUCUGUACUCAGCCAAAUAAACGGAUUCUGUUUCGACCCGCUUGGACUGCUUACUCCCUUGAUAAUACCGGCGAAGAUAUUCCUGCAGGAUAUACACAAACAAAAGUUAGGAUGGGACACAAUCCUCCCUGAAGAACAAAUCCAGAGAUGGAAAGCAAUCAAGGAAGAUAUCGCCGGAUUCAAAAAAGCCAUACCACGCACAGUGCUGAACAAGACUCCCGAGGCCAAAUAUACGCUUUCUGUAUUUGUCGAUAGUUCCAAACGAGCUUACGCCUGCUGUCUUUAUACGACUACAUCAACGAAGAAUGGUACGAAGAACACAUCACUCUUCACGGCAAAAGCGAAGGUCGCGCCUAUCAAGAAGGAACAAACUAUUCCGAGACUAGAACUGCUGUCAAUAUUUCUCGGACUAUCUGUAGCCGAAACAACCAUGUCAAAAUGCGGAAUAUUCACAGAAGUUAACCUGUUCAGCGACUCAACGAUCGCACUAUCAUGGAUAGCUAGCAACAAAAAGCUUCCACCAGUCGUAACCACACUGGUUCAGAAAAUCAGCUUCGCCGCAGAAAGGAUCAGAGAAACAGCCAAACUUAACUUCUUCCACGUCCCAACGGAAGAGAAUGCCGCGGAUUGUGCCACAAGAGGAAUUAACAAGCAAGAUUUCGCUGCUUGCAGGUGGUGGAAAGGACCAACUUGGCUCAGUUACCCCAACGAGGAAUGGCCAGUACGUUCCAUCAGUGACGUCAAAGACAUUGACGAUGACGAGUGCGAAAUGCUCAUUCAAUAUACUACAGAGGAUCUUAACAAAAGCGAAUCCGACUGGCCAGUUGAUACAAUAAGCAGCUAUCCCAGAUUGAAGAGAAUUGUGGCAUACUGUCUACGUUUCAUCCGCAAGGCAAGCAAAAAUACCCGCUUCAAGAUCGCAGAUGAAGAUCAAGUGACAAGCCGUUCGCCAAAUGCAGCUGAAGUUAUCUUUGCUGAAAAGCAAAUCGUCUUGCAAGAGCAACGGAUUUACGGCACAGCUCUCGUCUCUAAAAACGAACAGUUCAAGACUGUGUUCGACAGCGAUGGAAUUCUACGAAAGUGUGGACGCAUACAACGUGCUGAAAUCCAGUCAGAGAUAGCUAAUCCCAUGUAUAUACCUAAACAAAGUAAGACUAUCGGACGACGGAAAUUAACAGACGAACUUCUUCAAACGUCGUUAUGUGAAAUCGAAAGCAUCGUCAACUCAAGACCAUUGACUCACAUAGGCGAAGAUGAUCCUUCUUGCCAAGUCUUGAGACCAGUGGACUUCAUCUAUAAGGACGUUCGGCUUGGAAGCACUCAACUUACACCCGCCGACAAUGAUGUACAGGAUCCAGAUUACCGGAUAAGUCCAGAACUCUCAUCACAAAAGGAAGCCAAAACAGCUCUUCUGGAAACCGAGAAGAUAACGAAAAAGUUCUGGAGUGUUUGGAAACACGACUACCUCCUUGAACUUCGCGACCGUCACCAUGUUUUCAAGAAUGGAAGAACCACAAAUCGCAAACCAGAAGUUGGAGACGUCGUACUGCUUGACGAAGACUCACAAUUGAACAGAGGACACUGGCCCAUGGCUGUUAUAACACAACUCGUACCAAGCAAAGAUGGAGAAAUCAGAAGCGCAAUUCUAAGAACCACAUCUGGAAGAGAGAUUCAAAGACCUCUCAAUCGCAUGGAUCCCUUAGAAAUUCGUUCAGCGAUAGAAAACGAAGAUGAGAGACAGGAUCCAACGCCACAAAAAGGAGGAAUAGUGGCCAAGGUUAGAAAAGCGCUCAGGAAGAAACCAACAACUGCACCUGAACCUCGCAAGCAACCACAGAGAGCUGCGAAAAAGCCUGUAGACUACGCAUCUUCUAAUUCCUCCACCAUAAAGAGAAGCGUUUCACAAAUCAGCAAGUCAGUGAUGAUAACAAUAUGCCUAACAGCUCUUCUUUUCAUUGAUACGGCAUCCGCAAAUGUGCUAUCCUGCUCUGAACAUGGAGUGAAAGUCAACACGACUUCGGAAUCACAAUCACAACUAUGUCUCAACUACAAGGAUUGUCUGAAAAUUUCGACGAAGAAAGGAAUAAACGAAAUAGCACUCUCGACGAAUUACCGCGCAACAGAACAUCGAGUUCAAUGGCGCACCAUGAUCGGAGCAACACAGUACUCCGACACCAUUAUUUGCCCACCAAGAGACAUUUGCGACAUGAUCAAAUGCAUAGUUUGUGCAGACUUACUUUGGAAUCCACACUGCGCCCCCAACACUGCGAUAGCAAUUACAGCAGUUUGCGCAUACCUUAUGAUGCUGCUCGUCCGGCUCAUUUGCUGCACUGGACUUCGAGGAAAACAGCUUCUGUGCCGAACUAACGAGAACAACAUGCCAACGGAAAAUCACGUUCCUUUUGCGAAUGAUCGACUUUCCGAGCUGCUAGGAAGACAAUCCCGAUCCCUACCAAUCCAAUCGAAGAUGAUCACGUUUGUGGCUAUUGCAGUAUGUCUCAUCACAGGAGUCACUUCAUGCCAAUACACUCACACACUCACGUCAAGGAACACCGUCUGCACGAGGAUCAAUAACACACUCAACUGUCGCUACACUAUAGAAAACAGAAUAACUCUGAGUGAGCACCGACCUCAAGCCUGCUUCAGGGUUCAACAUGAUAACAAGACAGUUGGCAGCAUGGAGAUAGAACUUCAACACGUCCUGCUCCAGUGCAAUCCCGUAGUCUUGUUCUACACCAGAGAUGCCGAGAUAGUGACCGAGUCAGCAAAACGAUGCCAUUUCUCUGGAUCAUGCUCAUCUAACACAUGUGCUCACACAAGCCAACGAUCCUACAUACCUGAACUUCACAACACCUACGAAUUUCCUGGAUACUCAAGGUGCACCUCGUCAUGUGGAAGCAUCGGAUGUGGUUGCCUUCUACCUCUACCUGGAUGUCUCUUCUCCCGCUCAUAUGGAAAACCGCAAAGUGAAACAAUUUACCAAGUGUUCCACUGUCCAACCUGGGAAGAAUCAGCAAUCAUCAAAUACACUUACACAAGUGUGACUGGACGAAGGGAAACGAACACUGCAACAAUUACUGCGCAGACCACUCAUACUCAAAAGGACGCUAACCUCACACUGGAAUUCGUGACAACGCCGACGAUUCCGCUGCUGAGCUCUGUGUUUUUACAAGCAGUCAACACCACCAAAGCGGAGACUGCCUUGGUCGACAAAGACGACGUAUUUGCUCUCAGAUGUCCAACGAUGGAAAGCUCGCAAAACCUCUCCCUUUGCCAUGUAGAAGACACUUGCAAGUGCUACCCGACGGAUGACCAAGCUAACUGUAUCUGCAAGAACACGAACAUAUCGGAUUUGACGACAUCGAUGGAUAGCAGACUGCCACUCUCUUCCUCAUUCUUACAUCUACAAGAAGCCCAUGGAAGAGUACUUGGAGUCAGCCACAAAUCCAUAGUCGACGUCACUAUCAGCACGACUGCGGAAUGGAAUACAGCGAAUGUUGUCAACAAUGAAGACUGCGACAUCACAGCCUCACCGAUUCAAGGAUGCUACAACUGCGUGACCGGUGCACGACUUACCUUCUCUUGUCAUUCACCGCACCCGACAAUGGUGGAGAUAACGUGCACGCAGAACAUCUAUGCUGCUUUCUGCAAUGAAAACACAGUGCAGACAGUUGCUCUACUUCAAUCGACCGUCGCUAACUAUGACGACAGAUGUUCAAUGAGAUGCGGAACGAAAAGCCAUGUAUUCAACAUCUCUGGUAUCCUAGCAUACCACCCACACGAAAACGGAGUACUCUUCACGAAUGCUAGCGAGAAAGCUUCGGCUCCUAAUAAGGUACAACGUGUGUUUAGCUUCAAAGAAUGCUUGUGGUUCUGCAUGACUUCAUUGACCCCACAAGGAGGAGGAGAGGCCCCAAAAAACAUGUCUGGAAGAAUUGUGGCUGCCACAUGGUGGUUAUUUGGAUUCAUUACCGUCUCUUCUUAUACUGCAAAUCUGUCUGCAUUCUUGACAGUAUCUCGACUUGAGCAAUCUAUCAGGACUCUAGAAGAUCUAGCGAGUCAGCACAAAAUCAGAUACGCACCAAUAAGAAGAAGUGCACUAGAGACGCAUUUUGAAAGCAUGGCCAAGGUUGAAGAGAAACUUUACAACACCUGGAGAGACAUGGCAAUGAACGAGAGUGGGUCACAACUUGGUAUUCAAUCAUCAAUCUGGGAUUACCCUGUUACAGACAAAUACACUAAGAUGUGGAGGUUUAUGCAAGAGUCUAAGUUUCCCAAAAAUAUGAGUGAAGCCAUUAACCUCAUCUUUACCUCAGUGGAAGGAUUCAGUUCGGACGCAGCUGAGGCACGGUAUGAAAUACUCAGAAACUGUCAAUUGCAACAAGUUGGUGAAUUUGGUCGCCAACCCUAUGCUAUCGCUACACAGAAAGGACACGCUCUCAAAGACCAACUUAAUACCGCGAUUAUGAAGCUAACAAGUAGUGGACUUCUCGAUGUUCUUGAAGAAAAAUGGUGGUACGACAAAUUAGAAAAGUCUACUGAAAAGGUGGUUUGUACGGAAAGUAGCGGCAAAGACGGGAUGACCGUUCGAGAUAUCGGAGGUGUAUUCAUCAUCAUUCUAGCAGCUAUUAUUUUAUCGGCAAUCAUUCUCACGAUUGAAUACACCUAUUACAGGAGAAACAACGCAACGACAGUUGGACAUCAGGAUAUCAAAGAGAACUAA